This is a messenger RNA of Coffea arabica (coffee), 1226 nucleotides long. RefSeq names its product protein STRICTOSIDINE SYNTHASE-LIKE 11-like. The record is from RefSeq and is a predicted model, not a curated record. Gene Ontology annotation, molecular function: hydrolase activity. Lineage: Eukaryota; Viridiplantae; Streptophyta; Magnoliopsida; Gentianales; Rubiaceae. Gene Ontology annotation, cellular component: endomembrane system.
CACAAAUUUCUGCAAACUAAAUGUACAAACGCUACACUAUGGCUUUGUUUAUUUUUUUGCUACUUUCUACUUUCCCUGAUUCGAUAUUCUCGACUGCCACUAAUAUUGCCAUCACAUCACCCACCCAAAGUAUCACUCUCACAUCAUUUGAAAAGCUUCCUCUACCCUCCACUGCGACCUCUCCGGAGUCCUUGGCUUUCAAUUUACUAGGGGAAGGUCCUUACACUGGCGUCUCCGACGGCCGAAUUCUUAAGUAUAUAAGGCUUACUAAGUCUUUCGUAGACUUUGCCUACACUUCACCAAAUAGGACUCGGGCAUUUUGUGAUGGGACGACUAGCCUCGACAAGUCUCCGACCUGCGGGCUGCCUCUGGGACUGGAUUUCGAUUAUUUCACCGGCCAACUCUAUUGUUGUGAUCCAUUCGUCGGCCUUACCCGUGUCGGAGCAUUUGGAGGGCUGGCUACUACUCUUGUCCCGACUAAGGAUGGAGUGCCUUACCGCUUUCUCAUUGCCGUAACUAAGACUAGUGAUGGACCUGUCUAUUUUACAGAUGCCAGUGCUGUUUAUGGUCCAAAAGAUGCGGAUAAAUCUAUCCAAACUGGAGACUCAACAGCAAGAUUGUUGAAGUACGAUCCCAGAACCAAAAACGUAACCGUGCUACUCUCACAGCUAGCCGGAGCUGUAGGGUUGGCCACCGACAGUGAUGCCUCAUUCCUCCUCGUUUCAGAGUUCAUUGCGAAGAGAAUUCUAAGGUAUUGGCUUAAAGGAGAAAAAGCUGGAACUUCUGAAAUUUUCUUGACAUUUCCAGGAGGCCCAAACAAGAUUAAGAGGAAUCAAGAAGGAAACUACUGGGUUGCAGUGAAUGCUCCGAAAAAUGACUCCACCGUUGCACCCCAAGGUGUGAAAUUUAGCCCUUCAGGAGAAAUUCUAGCCAUGGUUGAUCUCAGCAAAGAGUACAAUAGCCGUAUUACAAUUGUUAUAGAAUAUAAUAACAAAAUAUAUGUUGGAGGUCGGAAUUUUCCUUUUGUGGGUCAGUACGAUAUCAAAUAUGUCUGAAAUUUAACUUCUACUAAGAUCAAUUUGUAUCAAAUAUGGUUGAAGCACGGAUGCCCUUUUAAAACAAGUCUAGUUUGGUUGUCUAGACUCAGUAGCAAAUGCUAAGAUUUGCUACGGAAUAAUAUACUUAUAUGCUGAUCUUUGAAAGAUUAAGCUUGUGCUAAUAAAAGG